CACACAGGUUUACUAUAGAUGAUUCCUUCAAUUGCGUCAUUAUCUCUGCGGCGGACUUCAGUCUCUCCCAUGCGACCAGGCCGGCUACUCGGUGUAUCUCGAAUACGGAGUUUCGCGAACAGUAGCUCCUCUCGUGGUGGAAAGAAGAACUUGUAUGAGGUCCUGGGUAUAGAGCAGAAGGCAACAGGAGAGGAGAUAAAGCAGGCUUAUCGUGAUAUGGCUAAGAAAUGGCAUCCAGACCGGAACCCGGAUGACCCUCUGGCUGGGGACAGGUUCAAGGAGGUAUGCGAGGCAUAUGCUACUUUGGGAAAUCAGUGGAAGAGGACUAUCUACGACCAGGAUAUGCAGUUUGGAGCGGCCCUCGACAGUCAAGCGAAGGGCGAGGACUGGAAGGAACAUUAUAACAAGGAAACGCCGGAGCAGCGGAAUGCACGACGAGAACGUUAUAGAAGAUACGCCAAGGGGGAAAGGAAUGAUGUGCCGCAGGACGAGAUGCCGCUGUCGAUGAUGAUCAAGCUGCUCAUCGCUGUGCCGGUUGUCGUUUGGAUCGGGUGCAUCCUAGCCCCCGAGUUCGGGCCUGGCGAGCGACCGUCGGAGCCAUCUCGAAAUGACCCUGGCUUUGAUGAUAAAUCUGUACCCCUUACUCGGGCAUAUUAUAACCCGAUAUUGGAAAGGUGGGAGAAACUAAAAGGAGUGGAGGAGCCUCCUGAUCCUGAGAAGUUUUAUGAUGUGUAUGAGAAAAACAGCGCGUAUGCGAGGCGGACGAUAGAUCGAGAUUACCUACCUCAGAACAAGCUUACGGUCUUGGAUGUGCCCAAGACGAAGGUCCACGAGCCCUCGGUGUCCGUUGACGAUGCUGGAGAGGUUACACCGAACAAGCGCAGCUUUUAUGAAGGCUUGGCGGCAGCAGCAACGAAGGAGAAGAAAUGAGAAGAAAUGCCUUUGAGUUGAUAGAGCCGUUUACAUUGCGGAGCGAGAGCUCGGCAGCUUAUCAUG
Molecule: messenger RNA, 996 nt
Organism: Perkinsus marinus ATCC 50983
Lineage: Eukaryota; Perkinsozoa; Perkinsida; Perkinsidae
Product: chaperone protein DNAj, putative
Exons: 9
Coding region: 19-930 (303 amino acids)
Source: RefSeq, a predicted model, not a curated record